CCUCCUCUUGAUACCUCCUCCCACUUUUAGUUAGUCCGCGAGGAAGUCGCAAGAUGGCCGACGUCGCUUGAAAGUAUGUUCCUCUCCUCAACAUGAAGUCGUGAGUGAGAAAGAGAGCGAGGGAGACAAAGUUGGGGUUUUAUUUUUAUUUUAUUUUAGUUAUUUUACUUUAUUUUUUCUUAAUCACCCAUCUCAUUCCGCAUCGCGUCUGCCCCCAAUUUGUCUUUGCUAGCGAGCUAGUUGACGCGUCAAUCACGCCGGGACCUUAGCUAGCUAACCAGCUAAGUUAGCUAGCUAGUUUGUUACUAGCUGAAGGCAUUUACCUAACGUUAGCUAGUCAGCCUUCAACAUCAUCGUUGUCGAUACACAAAUGGUUAAAUAGUUUUCUUUAAUAUCAAGAUUAUCGUACUAUUGUAAACGACUCAGCUAUGUUUGGGAACAAAUGCGUAUAAAUUGCUUUUCAAAUGUGUGACCAGUUUGCUAGCAAGUGGGAUUAUAUUUGUGGUGUUUGAGACAUUGUCGAAACUAGCUAGCUUGCGCGCCGUUACUAGUUAUUGUAACACUGUUGUGCAAGUUUGUAUUUGUUCGGCUAGCAACACUGUAAUUGAUCGAACAAGUUUAAUCUGGUAGUUGUGCUAUAGUCGUUCUGGCAGCCCACCAAAAUAUAUCGAAAGGAAUGGACACACCAUUGCACUCUUACGACCAAAUUUGAAAAAUUGCUACAGUUAUUCAGCUGUAGUUGGCAAGGUACUGGUCAACGUGUAACUGGCUGUCAAGUUUUGUGACAUAGUUUGCAAAUCGUCGUAAAGGUAUUCUUUGAAGAAGACAAGCAUUACUACGUCGGUUACUGCAUCUCCCACUUCACUUUGCACGACCGCACAUUUGAUCGCUUGCACAGAAUUUAAGUAAACAUUGCAAUGGGAAUUCAAGGUUUCCAGGAGUAUCUGGAGAAGCGUUGCCCAGGCGCUGCUGUUCCCGUAGACCUCCUUAAACUCGCCCGAACAGCAGCCCGGCAACCCCCUCACCACCACCAUCACCACCACCAUCCCCAUCACCCAAGCUCUCUGCCUCCGCCACCCCCGCCAGCUCGGAUUCUGGUGGAUGCCGACUCUGGCCUGCAACGUCUGUACGGCGGUUAUCAGACAGAUUGGGUAUGUGGAGGCGAGUGGAACGCGAUGCUCGGUUAUCUGGCGGCUCUCUCGCAGGCCUGCUUGUAUCAGGGAGGCCUGGAGCUGGUAGUGAUUUUCAACGGCACACUUGGAAAAGAUCGCUGGCCGGAGUGGGCGCGGCGGUCGCAGGGGCAGCGGCAGACUGCGCAGCUCAUUGUCAACCACGUCGGCAGCAAGGCCACGCCGCCUCCGCGGGCCUGGUUCCUGCCCCCGGCCUGCCUUAGCCACUGUGUCCGCCUCGCCAUGUUCCGCUUCCGUGUGCGGGUGGUUCAGACUUUGGAGGACCACCAUCAGGAGGUGCUGUCUCUGUACAGGGAUUACGGUUUCCACGGCCUGAUCGCACAGGACUCUGAGUUUGCUCUAUGCAACAUCCCAGCCUACUUCAGCUCACACGCCCUCAAGCUGUCCUGGAACGGCAAGAACCUGACCACUCACCAGUACCUGCUGUCAGAGGCUGCCAGGCAGCUCGGCCUCAAGACCCAGCAUCUGCCAAUGUUUGCUGCUUUGCUCGGUAACCACAUUUUGCCAGAUGAGGACUUAGCUGCCUUUCAUUGGAGUCUGCUGGGCCCAGAACACCCUCUUGCCUCUCUCAAGGUGAGGGCUCACCAGUUGGUUCUCCCGCCUUGUGAAGUUGUGAUCAAGGCUGUGUCAGAGUAUGUAGCUUCCAUCAAAGACCUAGGGAAUCUGGAUGCUGUGGCUAGGGAUGUGUUCAAGCAGUCCCAGUCCCGAACUGAGGAUAAGAUCGAGCGCUUUAAGAAGGCAGUGGAGUACUUCUCAAUGGCCAGUAAACCCAGACCUCCUUCAAUGGGACCAUGUCCUUACCCCUUCCCAGGCUUCGGACCUGGUCAGUUUGGUGGGCCUCCUGGCCACAUGGGGGGCAUGCCGCCUGGAAAACCCCCGUUUGGCCCGCCUCCGAUGCCGGGUGUCAAGAUGCCUUAUCCCGGGGCGCCCUACGGACCUGGUUCUGGACCCGCCCUGCUAUUCCAGAACCCGCCUCCCCCUCUACAAGACUGUAACGAUUCGCUAGUUGGGAAAAUGGGCUUUUCUGAUUGGUCAGCUCCUUAUGAUUCCACUCAAGGUGGCAGCAGACUGCCGAAUCACCACACAGCUGCUCCCUCGGGCACCUCCCCCUCUCCGUCGUCCUCCUCGGACGGGGAGGAGCCAAACGACACCAGCACAAAUCAUUUAGCGGACAAAGGCUCCAGGUGGGAGGAAUCCUCUGGACGUGGGGGCGGGGCUUCAGGUGACGGUCCCCACGGCAACGGGAGCGGGCCUUCUAUUCCCUCGCUGCUCUCCAUGGCGACACGCAGUCACAUGGACAUCACCACGCCCCCCCUGCCGCAGGUCAGUGCGGAGGUGCUGAGGGUGGCGGAACACAGGCACCGGAGGGGACUCAUGUACCCCCAGAUCUACCACAUCCUCACCAAGGGGGAGAUGAAGAUGCCGGUGUGUAUCGAGGACGAGUGCAACCCCGACCUGCCUCCUGCCUCGCUGCUGUUCCGCUCGGCCCGGCAGUAUGCCUACGGUGUGCUCUUCAGCCUGGCCGAGACCCAGCGGCGGGCCGAGAGGCUGGCCAUGCGCAAACGCGCCCCAGUGGAAGUGCCCCCGGUGAUCGUGAAGGAGUGGUGCGCCAGCAAAGCCAAGUCAGCCUUGACCCCGGAGCUGGUCCCGGCGCUGUGCUUCCGCGAGUGGACCUGCCCCAACCUGCGGCGCCUGUGGCUGGGCCGGGCCUCGGAGGACCGGAGCCGCCGCACGCGUGCCUUCCUGGCCUGCAUGCGCUCCGACUGCCCCGCCCUGCUCAGCCCCGCCCUCGUGCCCUCUCACCUGCUGCUCAUGUGCUGCGUGCUCAGGUACAUGAUGCAGUGGCCAGGGGGAAGGAUCCUGCAGAGACACGAGCUGGACGCCUUUCUGUCCCAGGCUGUCUCCAACCAGCUUUACGAACCAGAUCAGCUCCAGGAACUCAAGGUGGAGAAGGUGGACAACCGCGGAGUGCAGCUGGCCUCGCUGUUCAUGAGUGGCGUGGACACGGCCCUGUUCGUCAACGACGUGUGCGGGCAGCCGUUGCCAUGGGAGCACUGCUGCCCCUGGGGCUUCUUCGACGGGAAGCUGUUCCAGAGCAAACUAGCGCGCGCCACGCGGGACAGAGCCGCCCUGCUGGACAUGUGCGAGGGUCAGGAGGAGUUGGUUUCACGGGUGGAGAAGAUGCGUCAGGCCAUCUUGGAGGGCAUCAACCUGUCCCGGCCCCCUCCCCCUCCCCCGCCUAUGCCCCCUCCCGCCUUCCUGCCCCCCACCAUGGUGCCCCCUUUCUACCCCAUGCACCACCACAUGUACCCCCCUCGCCCCCUGGGUGCCAUGCCCCCUCCACACCACCCUCACCAUCCACACCAGCACAGGCCUCGCGCUUUCCCAGGUAUCCAGUCCAUACCCCCCCAGGGGGGCAAGUUGGAGAUAGCGGGCAUGGUUGUGGGUCAGUGGGCUGGGAACAAACCAGUGCGUGGAAGAGGGGGGUUCAACAUGCAGGUGGUGUCGGUUGGAGGAGGAGGAAAAGGGAGGGGUAAAGAGAUCACGCCAAAAGGAAGGGGGGGGAAGAAGCCACCCACCACCAGCAGAACACAGACCCUGUCAUCAUCAUCGCCACCCCCCGGUAGUCCCCCGAAGCUGACGGAGGAGGAGGACGACGACAAGGAGGAGGAGCCAUUAUUGCCCCCCGGCGGACCUGCGGACGAUGCAGAGGGGGGGGCACCCCAGCAGCUGAAUGGCAGCUCCCCAGGAACCACCGUUGGAACCCAGCCCCUGGACCGGCCACCUCUGGCCCAGCCAAUCCAGUGUGCCUUAGCCAGUAGAGACAACAACCAAUCAGGAGAUGGGGUUGAGGUAGAGGCCCCUUGUUGCCUUGACGACUGCCCGUCUGAGGGUGCACUACAGAAAGAGGAGUAAACAAAAAGAAAAAAAAAGAAAAGAUAACGUAACGAAAGCGAGCGACAGCCAAGGAGAGAGUGAUGCGUGUUAGACUGCCUUUCCUUGCAAAAAUCCUAAAAUCCGAGGGGCCGCAGUAGUCACUUUUAAUUUCCCUUUUUUUUUCGGUUUUAUUUAUGAUGCUACGUUCGCUGGAGUCCACCACACAUUGGGGUUUUGAAGGAACGAGGAGUGGGCCACCUGCCACCUGUUUAUCCAGCGAUUUGGUUUCCUUGCUAAGCAGUGCUGUCCCCCCACAAGACCUUCACACGCAUUGUGCUCUGAAUUGUACAGCCUUGGGAGACGUCCUCUGCAACACCCCCCCCCCCCCACACACACACACACACACACACACACACCCCACACCCCCUGCCACCGCAUCAGUGUGCUCGCAUUGUGACCAGCUCGCAAUUUAUUACUUUUUUUUGUAAUGCUUGUUAAGUUCCCUUAACAUUGUAGACAAGUCACUGUCAAGUUUCAAGCGUACCGUUGCCUGAAAAGGCUACAGUUGCCCCCUUUUUACCCAAAGCAUUGUGUGUGUUUUUUUUUUUUUUUUUUAAUUGUGGGUGUCUUUCUAAAAAGAAAAAAAAGAAAAACUCACCCACUAAGGAAAUUGCCACGUGAAGUCUAAAGUGCAUUGUUAAAACGUUCUUGCUUAGAGCGGUACAGGACUUGCAAUUUAUAUCGAUUUAUAUCCGCUUUUGUGCUGCACGAGCAAGAAUCGCUCCCAGUUGGUCGCCUCCUCUCUGUCUCAGCCUGCACUGUGGACUAGUGUAAGUGACCCUCUGCUGGCUGCUCUGAGUUGGUCAAGCAUAGUGUGUCAUUCCUCCGUCACCCUGUGUGUGUUCGUGUGUGUGCUGCUGUACAUUCCAACUCAGAGGCCAGUCCCGUUCGUAGGGUAUCUGAUGUGCUAUUGAUCACGGAGGUCAUCUUUGACAGAGAGACUAGAUUAGGGAUCGGGUUUGGGGUGGGAAAAGCACUACAAGCCCCGUCCUUUUAUAUCCCCUCUGAGCAGCCGCCCUGGGGACAAUCCUCCUCUCUGUGUUGUUGUUUUUGUUUUUUAUUUGAUUUGAUUUUGUUGUUUUCUUCUUCCCUUUGCCUAGCGUUGCACUGCCACAGCCCUGGAGCACUUUGGCUGGUACCAACUCUGUGCGCUGCUCUUAAUGGAGAAACAACAGAAUCCAAAAGAAACAGAGAAAGCACCUUAUGGCACCCCCCAAAAAAUAUAUAUAUAUAUAUGAAUUAUGCAAGCCCCCGGCCCCCCGAAAUCCAAUAUUAUUUCAAAUUGCUGUUCCCCAAAAGAAAAGAUUGAAUGAUUGUAUGUUAACAUAUAAUGGCACUUAUUAUUUAUUUAUUGUGUGAAUUAGGACUGUACAGAUGCUUUAAAAUUCUUUAAAAGAGCCCCCCAGCCAUUUGCUAGUGAGUGUCGUUUGACAGGCCGACGGCCCCCCCCCCCCCCCGCCCCCCUCAAGGUUUUUUGACAGUCAGACUGUCCAGAAACGAAUCCCCUUCCGCCCCCCCAACCCACUCCGUCGUGUCUGCAUGACGUGUGCAUGUAGUCUGACCCAUUUGAAUGUGAGAACAGAGCGUAAGCCAAGAAGCCUAGCUUUGUUUUAAAACCCGUCAACAACUCCUCCCUCCUGUGUAAUUCUCCGAUCUGGCUUAACCAACAAAACAAACAACAAACAAACAAACAAACAAACAAACAAACAUUUGGAGGCGUCUAUGAGUUAGAGGAGAACCACAGUGGAGACGGAAAUUUAAAUUAAAAAAAAAAUUAUAUCCAUUCGAUGUCAUUGUAGUUAUGUAAGUGUAUAGAAUACAUAGAUUUAUAUAUAUAUGUACACCCAGUGUGUGAGGCAUGGCAGUGCUCUCAUAUGAUGUAGUGGAGUCAUUUUUAUCAAUGGUUGGGAAUACAAAGUGCCCCUCUUGAUCCGUUUAGAGGCCCCAUCCGGAGAAUCACUUGUGUUUUGCCAAUGACACACCAUCUGCAAUCCGUUGACUCUCUUUCUUUUGCCCGUCAGUCAGCGCUUGAUUUAAAAAAACAAAACGAAAAAAAAAAAAAAAAAAUAUUACAAAAUUAAGAUGAAAGUACUCAAAGUGACGUUUGUGAUAUUUUUAUUUUCAUCGCCGUUGAAACGACUUCCCCUGUGCUUGUGCCUCUCCAUACUCUCGUGACCAUGCGCUGUAGCUCAAAAACAAGUCCGAAAACAAAGCACUUAAACUAAAGCUAAACAUUAAAACCCUAGACACUUUUAGUCCUUUUUGGGGAUGUGCCCUCCUUGGCAGAAAAGAAACGUUUUUACUUAAUUAACAUCCCUUGGUUUAAUGGAUUUUUUGAUGUUCUUUUUGUUUAUUGUUGAGUGUAGAAACAAAAGGAGCAGACCUACAUUAUGAUUUGGAAAGUCACUUUAAGCGGACAUAUAUCAGUGGAUUUUAGAAAGGUAUCUAUCAAGUAUGCAGCAUGUAGUAUAAUCCCCCGGUGAAUUAAACAUAAAAUAAACAAAUUCGCAGAAAGGCAAGUCACUGACAAGCACCUUAUCUUGUUACAAUAUUAAAUAAUCUAUCUUGUGCCACAAAAAUAUAUAUGAAAAGCUAUAUAAAGCAAGGUGUGACAGAAACCCUUAAUAUUUAAGUGUUGAUGUAUAUUGUUAAUGCUCUCUCCCCCGUUGGAUGUGACCCUUCCCCAUGUCACGUGUUGCUACACUGAUACACUUUAAAAAGCCCCUUUCAGUGUAUUCAAUUGAUGAGGCAAGAGUUUAAAUAAGGGUUUGCAAUUGCUAGGUUUUUAUAAUAGGAUUUAAAGAUUAGAAAUAGUACAAAAGUCUAUGAUGUUUCUUAGAGAAGGAGCUUGUAUAUGACAGUACUGGACAAACGUCACAGGUCUGUAGUAAAGGAGCCAGACUAAACCCUAGACAAUAGCUUGAUGGACUGUAUAUUAAGACUAGUGUUGUACGGUAUACACACAAACCUAACUGCGAUGAACUUGGAUCUUAGGACAGGAUCUUUAUUGCAUUUCAUUGUGAAAUGGUGUACAGCAGUGCUUGAGUGUGCAAAUGGAUGUUUUCAUUGUUCUUCAAGCACAUGCGGAGACCACACAGACACACACAUAAUGAAACACACACACACACACGUGCGCACACACACAAAGUUCAGUUCAGUUCCACUCAUCAUGUUAUUCUCUCGAUUUUGUGACAAAAGGUGAUGGUGCGUUUUCAGUGAGUUCUCUGAAUGCAGGUGAUUAUUGGUGAACAUUGGACACAUAUACUGACUAAUUUAAUCUGGAAGUAGAAAGAUGUAACAUGCUCCUUCAGUUUGGGAGCACAGACACACGUACACCUAUACAGACAUGUACACAUUUGGUGUUUUGCGCAUAGAGACACUAGCUAGCAUAAUUUUAAGAAAUCACAUUCACUUACACAGGUGGUGUAUUGUCCAGAAUGUUGUCAUUUUUUGUUUUAGUUGAUUAUUUCAAUGUUUAAUUAGUGAUUAUUGUUAUUAUGUUUUUGGAUUUCAAUUUAUCCUUUCCCAAAACUUCACUUCUUUCUUUUCUUCAUUUCCUAACAUUUUCUCCCCAUUUAAGAAUUUGUUUCUAACCUGCUCACUCUUGAGUUGAAUGGGAAAAAAAAAGAAAUUGCUUUCAUUUACAUGCUAAAAAUUGGCAUAAUAAUAGUAGAAUUAUAGUAAUAUGGUGUUAGUUAUUGCGUUCUAAUCAUUUUAACUAGCUUUGAUGUGUCAUAAACAGUUACCCCCAUAUCCAUAUACCACCCCAUGAUUUAUUGAGUAUAAGCAUUUGUAGCCGAACAUCACACUACCACCCCUAGCAUUUGGACAGUGCACACCAGUGCUUGGUGAUUGGAUCAUGGCCGUAAUCCUGAACGACUCGAGUCCACUUGUCCUCACUCACACAACAUCCUUCCACUAUAGCACGGUCUGUCACUUAAGCCAGUUUGAAAUAGUGAUAGUUCUAUCUUUCUGUCAGACCCCACGUCACCCUACUUGUGAUGCCGUCUAUCUAUUUACUCUUAUCUUUUCUCUGUUUCCAUUGGUAUAUCCAGGCCUGUCUUUCCUUGACUCAGUACUAUAUCCUUAACCCACUAUACUAACAGUAAGAGUAAUAUUAACAUUGAUAACCAGUCUGUAUGUAACCGUAGCCAGAACAUGGGAAAAAAAAAUGUAUUUUCAGCAGAACAAAAAUAACAUCCCUCUUUUGGUUUUUCGUUCAGUUGUGCAAAAUGCUUUUUGUUACUAUUUUGUAAAGUUAUUUACAAAUUGCUACUGUUCCUACAGUUAGUAACCAGAUACGCUUAGCAGAUAGAUAUUUUCAAAACUGUAAUGAUUGCAAUUUUUCCUUAUUUGUAUUUUGUAUGGUAUUGUUUCUGACCACUUCACCACAAUGAUGUAAUUAUCGCCCGGCUAAAUUGAGAUUCCCAUUUGUUUUGUUUCUUUAGACCAUUUGCGAACAUCUUUUUUUUUUUUUUCAGCCUUGAAUAUACUAAAAACUAUAUUCAAGCUGAACAUUGCACCCUUGCACAAAGCAGACUCUCUACAACUGAACCAAAGUGCAUACUUUUCUUAUCCAUUGAUGUCGGCCCAAAAUUAGAUACGUUUCUUUAUUUCGAAAUAUAUAUAUAUACACACAUAUAUUUACAUUUAUAUAGAGAUGUUAAAGACACAUUAUGGGUCCAUGACAAGAAACCGAAUGAAGGAAACUUGUGAUGUUUGCAUCUUUUUGGUGAGAAGUGGCCAAGUCUUGUAUCGUCCAAUUUCAUUGCUAAGAAUAAGAUGUUUUUAUUUUAUUUUUUUUGUCAUUAUCCACUUGUGUGAGUGGACACAGGUCUCGAUACAGACAAGUCCCAACAUUUGCCUCUCACUUGCUUAUCAAACAAUGCCCUCCGCUCUAAAAGCACACCUACAUUAAUGUCACACACACAUAUUCAGUGCCGUAAAACAUGCCCUAAAGUUGUGCUUAGACACACACACAUACACACUCAGUGAGUUGAGCAAUGCCCGUUCUUUUCUGUAGUUGUGUGUCUGGAGAUGUUUUUGGUGUAGCCUCACCCUAAACACCCCCCCCACCCCCAAUCCUGACUGGGUCCUAACACUGCAGGAGCAGCUUUCUGCUCUGUACCUGCCUUUUCAGAUUGUAAGCCUAAGAUGAAGUGUUGUGUUGUACAAUGACUCACCCACCCACCUUCCAGAUGUUCAUGUGGUCUUUGCCUCAUCACAGCACCCUCCUCCCCCUCCCAUGUUUAUUUUUGUUGUUGUCGUUGUUAUUAUCAUCAUUAUUUGGGCGGAUAAAUUAGCAUAUGACCCAUUUGUAGGCAACACAUUAAGUCGUCUGUAAUUUGGAAGACUGAUUCGUUCAUCUGAACUGGUGUUCUGAUGUAAGUAUCAAACUCUACCAACAAGCUUGUGUAGUGAGGAGUAAUCUCAUUGUCAUCAUUAUAAUUAUUGCUGUUAUGAUUCAGAUUGAUAUUAACAAGUCUCAUUCUUAGUGUAAAGAAAGCACCAGAUGGCUUUGGAAAGAAACUUUUUUUUUUUAUUAUUAUUAUUUGUCUUGCUGUUGUGGUCUGAUUUCACAGUGGAUGGGGAGGAAAGCCAGUAGGUUAUGAGGGAAAGAGAAAGAGAGAGUCAAAGUUGGCGGUCUUGUUUGUACGGUUGGGAAAUGACUUACAGUGCUGAAAUAAAUUUUAUUCUUUUAGUAAAA
Molecule: messenger RNA, 9834 nt
Organism: Clupea harengus (Atlantic herring)
Lineage: Eukaryota; Metazoa; Chordata; Actinopteri; Clupeiformes; Clupeidae
Gene: fam120c
Product: family with sequence similarity 120 member C
Cellular component (GO): nucleus
Source: RefSeq, a predicted model, not a curated record